UCCUACGUGUUGCCGGCUGGUUUGGUCCAAAAAUAAACAAACAAUUGGAACUCUAUUUUUGAAGGACGAGUGGGAGGAUCAGGAACGGAUCCGCCGCCAUGAAUGGGUCCUGGAAACUGGUCCUGCCCGUGGGCUUUGUGCUCUACUCGCUGCCACUGUUUCUGCGGGUGAAUGGCACCUCGGACUACGUAAUCGACGAGGAGUUCCACAUCCCGCAGGGAUUGGCCUUUUGCCGCAAGGAAUUCGAUGUGUGGGAUCAAAAGAUAACUACGUUUCCGGGCCUGUACCUGAUCGCCCUCAUCCUGAAUCCUUUCAACAUGUGCACGGUGACGGGCUUGAGGAUGCUCAGCUUGGCCGGUGCCGGAAUCAACAUUCUGCUGCUUUACAAGAUCAGGCGGCGCAUCUUGGCCGGCACAGGGGGCAACUCGUAUGCUGCCCAUGAGGCUAUCACGAUGUCUGUGCUUCCGCCUCUCUACUUUUUCAGUCAUCUGUACUACACGGAUACCCUAUCAUUGACCAUGGUUCUUAUAUUUAUAAACUAUUGGCAACAGGAGGCACACCUGCCGGCGGCGGUCUUUGGGGCCGCUAGUGUGCUCAUGCGUCAGACUAACAUCGUGUGGGUCUGCAUGGCAACCGGAAUGACCGUGCUGGACACGCUGGUUCAACAAUGCGCCCGCACACAAGCCGUUCCCAAGGACAAAAUUCGGCUAAUAGGCAAAGAGUUGUGGAUACAACUCUUCAGCAGCCCCCAGUUGCUGUGCAAUUGCAUUCUGAGCAUUUUGGCCAGGUGCUGCUUUUACGCUUCCAUCAUUCUGCCCUUUGUAGGAUUCCUGUGCAUCAAUGGAUCCAUUGUGGUGGGCGACAAGAGUGCCCAUGAGGCCAGUCUGCAUGUGCCGCAGCUCUUCUACUUCGCUGUCUUUGCGGCUGGGUUUGGGAUAUCCAAUUCCAUGCGCCAGUUUCGACCGGCAGUGGAGCUAAUCCGCAGGAAUCGAGUGUUCUUCCUCCUGGCGACGCUGCUAGUACUGGUGGUGGUUCACCUGAACACCGAGGUGCAUCCUUAUCUGCUGGCCGACAACAGACACUAUACCUUCUACAUUUGGAGCCGACUUUACGGAAGAUUCUGGUGGUUCAAGUACGCCAUGGUCCCGGUAUAUUUGCUCUCUAUUUCCGUUCUGUUUUGCGGACUGCGUCACAUGCCGGACAGCUUCAAGUUGAUGUUCCCACUUAGUCUUUUCCUGGUGCUGUGCUUCCAGCGACUCUUGGAGCUUCGCUACUUCUUGGUGCCUUACAUCCUUUUCCGGCUGAACACGCGGCACACUCGCAAGGGCUAUGCCGAGUGGCUGGAACUGGGCGCCCAUCUGCUCCUCAAUGUCGCCACCUUCUACGUGUACUUCACCAAGGAAUUCUACUGGCAAAAUUACCACGCUCCUCAAAGGAUUAUUUGGUAGUUCCCUAAUAAGUCAUUCCUUAUCAAUUCAAAACGUAGAUCGGAAAAUUCAUUUACGUUUUUAGCAUUUAAUAAAUAAAAACGGUCGGCAUUUUCAA
Drosophila rhopaloa is the source of this 1545-nucleotide messenger RNA. It is a transcript of the gene Alg10, whose product is annotated as putative Dol-P-Glc:Glc(2)Man(9)GlcNAc(2)-PP-Dol alpha-1,2-glucosyltransferase. The transcript has 3 exons. Gene Ontology annotation, molecular function: dolichyl pyrophosphate Glc2Man9GlcNAc2 alpha-1,2-glucosyltransferase activity. NCBI's taxonomy places the organism in Eukaryota, Metazoa, Arthropoda, Insecta, Diptera, Drosophilidae. Gene Ontology annotation, cellular component: endoplasmic reticulum. Gene Ontology annotation, biological process: protein N-linked glycosylation; dolichol-linked oligosaccharide biosynthetic process. The record is from RefSeq and is a predicted model, not a curated record. The coding region runs from base 99 to 1448 and encodes 449 amino acids.